This is a messenger RNA of Aureobasidium melanogenum CBS 110374, 1608 nucleotides long. Its product is annotated as cytochrome P450. The coding region runs from base 1 to 1608 and encodes 535 amino acids. NCBI's taxonomy places the organism in Eukaryota, Fungi, Ascomycota, Dothideomycetes, Dothideales, Saccotheciaceae. The record is from RefSeq and is a predicted model, not a curated record. The transcript has 2 exons. Gene Ontology annotation, molecular function: heme binding; iron ion binding; oxidoreductase activity, acting on paired donors, with incorporation or reduction of molecular oxygen, reduced flavin or flavoprotein as one donor, and incorporation of one atom of oxygen.
AUGGCAAGCGUACCUACAUUACAUGCCUUCUUGUGGCUCUCAGUCACCUGGAUACUAUAUAAAAGUAUUAGCCUACUGUAUAUUCGCCGACAGCAUGCUAUCAAGUCUCGUAAACUGGCUUGUGAACCAGCGCCAUUAUGGCCCGCCACUAAUUUGGGAAUCUCGACGAUCAAACAGAUGAUGGCGGCCCAAAAAGCAGGCCGAUUUCCCGCCUAUCUCCGUGAGAGGGAGGAAGUCUUGUCUGAAUCGCAGAAGAGACCCGUGCAUACCAUGCGCCUGUCUAUCCUUGGCAAUGAGGCUCAUUUCACCUCGGAUCCCAAGAACAUACAAGCUUUGUUGGCAACCCAGUUCAAAGACUUCGGACUAGGAUCUGCGAGGAUUGGCAAUUUUGGUCCUUUGAUGGGCGAUGGCAUUUUCGCAUCAGAUGGCAAAAGAUGGGAACACUCUCGAGCAUUACUUCGUCCCCAAUUCGCUCGCGACAACAUCAGCAACUUGGAACUUGAAGAAGUGCAUGUGCAGAACAUGAUGCAGGCUCUGCCUGUGAAUACCGACGGCUGGGUCGACGAGACUAAUGUUCAGCUCCUUUUCUUCCGGCUCACCCUUGACAGCUCGACGGAAUUCCUCUUUGGCGAGAGCAUUGAUACUCAGCUCGCAGCUCUGAGAGGCGGAGAAGCUGGUGCAGCAGCAGUCUGGAAAGACGAAAAAGUGUUUGGCACUGCUAUUGACAGCUCUCAAAGCUAUCUUUUCAAAGGCGCACGAUUUGGGAACUACUACUGGAUGGCUCACGACAAGCACUUCAAGAAACUGUGCAAGGAUGUCCAUAACUCCGCCGACUACUACGUGGACAAGGCGAUCAAAGCACAAGGCUCCGAGAAGCGAAGACCUUCAUUGACGAGAAAAUUUGUGUUUCUCGAGGAACUCGCCGCUCAGACACAGGAUCCUGUUGAGCUACGCACACAAGUACUCAACAUUCUGAUCGCUGGCCGCGAUACUACCGCUUGUUUGCUUAGCUGGAUGCUGCUGCUUCUAGCUAAGAAUCCAGAUGUUUUCGAGAAGCUCCGCGAAACUGUCAUUCAUGACUUCGGAAACUAUGAAAACCCUCGGGAUAUCACAUUUGUGUCUCUGAAGGACUGUCAAUACCUCCAACACUGCUUGAACGAGGCUCUUCGCGUGUACCCCGUCGUACCUAUGGAUGGUCGCCGUGCUUUGACAGAUACAACGAUCCCACGCGGUGGUGGCGCCGACGGUCUGUCCCCUAUCUUCAUUCCUAAGGGUACCGAUGUCAGCUAUUCGGUCUAUGUUAUGCACAGACGCAAGGAUAUCUGGGGCGAGGAUGCUGAUGAGUUCAAGCCAUCGAGAUGGACCUCGAAACGACCUAGCUGGGAGUAUCUGCCCUUCAAUGGAGGCCCUAGGAUCUGCAUUGGCCAACAGUUCGCACUGACUGAAGCCAGCUAUGUUAUGGUCAGACUGCUUCAAAGAUUCGACAAGAUUGAGCCUACAGGACCGACGUUAGACCCUGAGCCCAAAAUGCGCCUAACGCUUACCUGCUGUCCUGCAGACGGUGUCUGGGUGAGAAUGAGGCAAGCGAAGGACGUUACUUCCCAUUGA